This is a messenger RNA of Aspergillus aculeatinus CBS 121060, 1623 nucleotides long. Its product is annotated as aminopeptidase P family protein. NCBI's taxonomy places the organism in Eukaryota, Fungi, Ascomycota, Eurotiomycetes, Eurotiales, Aspergillaceae. The record is from RefSeq and is a predicted model, not a curated record. Gene Ontology annotation, molecular function: metalloaminopeptidase activity; manganese ion binding. Gene Ontology annotation, cellular component: mitochondrion. Bases 56 to 1564 code for a protein of 502 amino acids. The transcript is spliced from 10 exons.
CGAAAUUCCAGAUAAGCGCCUUCGACGCACCUUCAAUGGUGGUACUUCAAUAAGCAUGUCGACAUGCAAAGUACUUCUCCGCCAAUGGCCUCGCUACCUCUCCCGCCAGACACCCUCCGCUUUCCUAUCGCAUUCUAGCUGUUCGGUGCUCAAACAGCGCCAACCGCGUCUUGCGCUUCGCCGAACUUAUGCUUCCAUCUCCGCCGCAGAACUCAAAUUCGGUCAACCGCUUCACGAGACACAUCCUCAUAUCUUGAACCCGGGUGAAUUGACCCCCGGAAUCACCGCCCUCGAAUAUGCCCAGCGCCGCUCGCGACUCGCAAACAAAUUACCCAAACAUGCUGUAGCUGUGCUGGCUGCCUCGGAGGUCACCUAUCGCGCAGCGGGAAUCUUCAAUGAAUACCGUCAAGACUCCAAUUUCUUCUAUCUUACUGGCUUCAACGAACCCAGUGCGCUGGCUAUCGUCGCAAAUGACGGAUCAGGGAAUAAUCAUCUCUUCCAUUUAUACGUGCGCGAGAAGGACGCGAAGGCCGAACUCUGGGAUGGAGCCCGGUCAGGCACCCGUGCUGCCAUCGAUGUUUUCAACGCGGACGAGUCAGGGGACAUCGAUCGCAUUGGAGAUUUGCUCCCCAAGAUUCUGUCGGAUGCUACGGCGAUCUAUACGGAUAUUCCCGCCUUGAACCCCGGGCGGUCGUCCCUUCAUCGCUUCCUCUACGGACCCACUGCUACCUCCGAGAAGCUGAAGAAACUGGUCGACGACCGCAAGGUCAAGCCACUGAAGCCGAUACUGAAUGAGAUGAGAGUCUUCAAGAGCGAAGACGAGGUCGUACAGAUGCGCCGGGUGGGACAGGCUUCCGGCAGAGCGUUCACUGAAGCUAUGAGGCAGACAUUCACCAAGGAGAGAGACUUGACCGCAUACCUCGAGUAUAACUUCAGACGCAAUGGUUGCGAUGGCAGUGCCUUUGUCCCGGUUGUCGCGGGUGGUUCCAAUGCCUUGAGCAUUCACUACACUAGAAAUGACGAUGUGCUCCGGGAUGGAGACAUGGUCCUUGUUGACGGAGGCGGAGAAACGGGCACCUAUGUGUCUGAUAUUACGAGAACCUGGCCUGUCAAUGGCAAAUUCACCGACCCUCAGAAGGACCUGUACAAUGCGGUCCUGAGCGUGCACCGCCACUGUCUCUCCCUCUGCAGGGAAGAUGCAGGGGUGAGCUUGGAUCGGUUGCAUACGAUUGCUGAGAACGGUCUGCGGGAACAGUUGAUACAACUCGGAUUUGAUGUCUCUGGCGAUGCCAUGGGAAUCCUCUUCCCUCACCACGUGGGACACUAUGUUGGGCUUGAUGUCCAUGAUUGCUCGGGGUAUUCUCGUGGCUAUACUCUACGGGCAGGACAGUGUAUCACAGUGGAGCCUGGCCUGUAUGUCCCCGAAAGCGACCGUUGGCCGGAGAAGUUCCGCGGAAUUGGUAUUCGCAUUGAGGAUAGUGUUUGUAUCGGUGACGAGAACCCUAUCGUUCUGACUACAGAAGCUGUGAAAGAGGUCGAAGACAUUGAAGCCCUUCGGGAUUAGGAUAGAAGAAACAGGAAUAUUAGAUAGAUACCCUUCGAUUUAAUUGUAAACUAGAAACC